AAGCAAAAGUCAAAUAGAGAAUAAUAAUAAUAGUGGCUGAAAAUGAUUGGUACAAAUGUACAGACAGAACACCUACAAAAACCGUCAUUCCUUGGAACUGCAAGAGUUCUCUGCAGGUUUCUUGAAGCAGGAUCAGUAAACAAAUGUCACCUUAGUCUGUGGACACAUUACAUCAUACCCAGCAAAAUAAGCUGAGAGUUUUCAUCAAAUACUAAUAAAUACAUACACACAUAUGUGUGUAUGUAUAUCAGCAAAUAUGUGCAUGUCUACUAAACUUAUUAAUUCACAUGCACCCAUACUACUCAGUUAAUACCUUUUUUUCAUUCCCAAUGAGUCACGUAGCAUUUGGUGCUCAUCACCAGAUUCUAUAACAUUUAAAAGAUGCUAGAUAAAUCUCCUGGAUAAGAAGCAGCUGAUUCAACGGUAGCUUUUUCAUAUGAGGAACUGAAACUUAGUACUGCAACUUAACAAAUCAUUUAUCAAACCUGUGAAUUGUUCUUACCCUGAGCUACCUAAUUAAAAUCAAAUUAACUGAGAAUUAAAUUUCAAGGUCACAUACAUUACCCUUAGCCAAGGACAUGAUAUGAACCAUGAUAUGAAUCAGAUGGUUACUUGUUAUUCUAUCCGCCUGGCUGUUUAUUUUACUUCUUACAUUAUCUCUUACUCUCUAUUUACAGACUUCUAAAAUUCAAUUCAUAUUUAUACAUCCAUUUGUCUGUCCUCUUAAUUACCACCUCACUUGUCUCUGAUUACACAUAGAUACAAAAGUACAAGAUAGAAAAAUAGUAUUAAAUUAUUCAGUUAUAAUAUCCUUACAUUUGUUUCAGUGGCAGUUACACAAUGAUUACAUAAGAUUAACCAUCUGCAGAUACCACCUCUUCAGUAGUUUUACAAAAAAACUUACCAAGCAUCUGUUCCUGAGUAUAAUGGAACCUAUGGAGUUCUGUCACAAUAGUUAAAAGUCACACAUUUUAAAACUUACUCUAUAAACACACAUAUAUAUCCAUAACAUAUAUACGGAAAAAAAAAAAAUUAACAAAAUAAGAAAACAAAAAAGAGGAAAAUGAAAAUCAUUUUGUUCCUAUUUUAUGGAGAUUUAACAUGUUUUAGUUGCAAUAAUUAUUGAUUUUAAUCAUUUAUAAAAUGCGUUUUGUGAAUUCUUCAAAUAACUUAUCGGUUCCCCAUCGAAAUGAUUAUCCUGCAAGAACCACCCACUACCCCUCAUCUCCAGAGAGCCACUGGAAUAAUGAUAACAGCAGUAGCAGUAACAUCACCUCACUUGACUUCUACUGGGAACACAGAUUUGCUGUUAUUAUCAAUCUUUAUAUGCCACCUAUUUUGAUCGUUCUCGGGAGUAUCUGUAACUGUCUGGUUGUCAAAGUAAUGGUUGGGCGUUGGUUCUCAUCUGUUUCAACAUCGGUCUACCUGAUAGCUGGGACAAUAGCUGACACAGCAAGCCUGUUAAUAGUAUUGCCAGCUCAUUGGUUUUAUGUGAAUUUUCCUGCUUCAAUUCACAGGUCUGAAGAUUCUCAUUUCAUGUGUAAGUUCUUCAAUUUUUUUGGAUGGGGUGGCAGUGACUAUGCUAUUAUUCUCACUGUUGCUAUGACAGUCGAUAAGGCAAUUGCUAUUCUAUUUCCGAUGAAAGCCCAAACAUUAUGUACAACAAAACGUGCAAAAAGAGUUAUAUUCAUGCUUGUUUGGAUUAUCAUUCUCAAAGAGAGCCACUUCUUGUUCACCUCGAACAUUGUUCCACUGGGUCGCACAGAACAGCUGUGUACUGUUGACAUUCCAAACGAGACCUACCGUAUCUUCUACGAGAAACUGUGGCCCACCAUUCACAAUUUUUUCCUUUUCCUAUCCUUCACUAUUAUCAUCAUCAGCAACAUCAUUAUCAUCAGUAAGAUCAAAAAGUCACGGGAUUUCAAAAAGUUCUCCGACUCAAUGCGAAUAUCUCAAUCUGCGGAUCGAACCAAGGGCCCACAAAUCACUAUCAUGUUGCUUAUAGAAUCCUUCACCCUUGUCAUACUCACACUACCAUUUUCUUUAUAUGUCACCGUUCUUAACACAGAACUAAAGCAGCACGACCUUCACAUGAAAUCCAUCCACCAGCUUGUCUUUGCCAUUGUUUUCUAUCUCCUCUACGUUAACAGGUGCCUCAACUUCUGCAUGUACUGUUUGACUGGUUCCCGUUUCAGAGGUGCGUUUCUUGAAGCAAUCGGGUGUCGAAAGCUGGCCAAGAAACACUCAACAAGAAUUAAAUUAACUGCCACUCCAGCCUCCUCAUGUGAACCAAUAGUGAGCGUAGUCUCCAAGUCAUCUCUCUACUAACACAACAGAGAACACAUUUGUUUUUUUUGUGUUUAUUGUUUGUGUUGGUUUGGGUUAAGACUCUGGACUACUGAUUUUAUAGUCGCAAGUUCAAAUCUUACCAGUUACUACUACUAACUGAAUGUGUAAUCCCAGACUGAAAUGUUUAAAAGACGGACAGGAUGAUCAUGACUGGCAUGUUCUUGAUCAUAAAUAAACAACAGCAAGAGCAACCAUGACUUGUAAGUGGACAUCCAUUAUGCUAGAAGAUCCGCUAUGGUCAUACCACUAAGAAAGGAAUGUUCUCAAGUAAAUUUAGCAAACACCGGAACAGGCCUUCGGGCUAAAACAUUUUUAAGGAUUUAAGAAUUUAUAUAUAUAUAUAUAUAUAUAUAUAUAUAUAUAUACAUACACACACACAUAUCUCAUAUAUAUACACACACACAUCUCAUUUCGUCUGACUGCAACGGAUUAAUAUAGAGCUCCAUGAAGAGUAUAAUCAUCCAGAUACACACAUUCCUGCCAGUAGUUCUUAACUUGGAUGGUAGCAAAUGUCAAGGGCUACUAUAAGGGACAGACAUUAA
Octopus sinensis (East Asian common octopus) is the source of this 2891-nucleotide messenger RNA. Its product is annotated as thyrotropin-releasing hormone receptor-like. Gene Ontology annotation, cellular component: plasma membrane. The transcript is spliced from 2 exons. Bases 1144 to 2328 code for a protein of 394 amino acids. The record is from RefSeq and is a predicted model, not a curated record. Lineage: Eukaryota; Metazoa; Mollusca; Cephalopoda; Octopoda; Octopodidae. Gene Ontology annotation, biological process: G protein-coupled receptor signaling pathway. Gene Ontology annotation, molecular function: G protein-coupled receptor activity.